Molecule: messenger RNA, 1632 nt
Organism: Talaromyces amestolkiae
Lineage: Eukaryota; Fungi; Ascomycota; Eurotiomycetes; Eurotiales; Trichocomaceae
Exons: 1
Coding region: 1-1632 (543 amino acids)
Biological process (GO): carbohydrate transport; transmembrane transport
Cellular component (GO): membrane
Molecular function (GO): carbohydrate:proton symporter activity
Source: RefSeq, a predicted model, not a curated record
AUGGAGCAAACCAUGACCAACUGCAGCGAUGUAGGCCCUGAAGAUGCCGCAUAUCGCCAGUCAGAUGCCCGCGAUGCAACUGAGACCGAACGCCAUAUGAGCAUCAUGCAGGCUUUCAAGCUGUACCCCAAGGCUGUAGGCUGGUCGAUCCUUCUGUCCACUGCGAUUGUCAUGGAAGGAUAUGACGUCUCCCUUCUCUCGAACUUCUAUGCCUUGCCUCAAUUCAACCAAAAGUACGGCGAAUUGCAACCGGACGGCAGCUAUGUCAUUCCUGCUCCAUGGAAAUCGGCACUCUCCAAUGGUGUUAUUGUCGGCGAGAUCCUUGGUCUUUACAUGACGGGUAUCAUACAGGAUAGGUUUGGUUAUCGUAAGACUAUUCUCGGCGCCUUGGUGCUUGUUAUCUGCUUCAUCUUUGUUGUGUUCUUUGCGCAAAAUGUGCAAAUGCUGCUUGCUGGCGAAAUUCUCUGUGGUAUUCCCUGGGGUGUGUUUCAGACUCUUACAACUGCUUAUGCCUCAGAGGUCUGCCCUGUCGCGCUUCGAGCAUAUCUUACAACUUACGUCAAUCUGUGCUGGGUCAUUGGAGGUUUCAUUGCUUCAGGGGUCCUUCGUGGGCUAUUAGAGCUACCUAGCUCCUGGGCGUAUCGUAUCCCGUUUGCUAUUCAAUGGUUCUGGCCCACUCCCCUGAUCAUUGGAUGUCUUUUUGCUCCGGAGUCUCCUUGGUGGUACGUCCGACAUGGGCAGAUCGAAAACGCAAAACACAGUCUACGCCGGCUUAMAAGCCGAUCCGAUACAACAUUCGAUGUUGACAAGGCCAUUUCUAUGAUGCAGCACACCAAUGAAUUAGAGAAAGAGAUCACAAGUGGCACAACCUACUGGGACUGUUUCAAAGGCGCCAACCUUCGUCGAACUGAAAUUGUGUGCGUCGCAUGGCUCGUCCAGAAUCUGUGUGGAUCGACAUUUAUGGGUUAUUCAACUGUUUUUUACAUUGCUGCCGGACUUUCUGAAAGUAGUUCGUUUGAUAUGACCUUAGUACAAUAUGCUGUUGGUGCCCUCGGAACUAUUGGAUCUUGGUUUCUCAUGACCCGUUUCGGGCGUCGCACUUUGUACCUUUAUGGGACGUUUGCUCUCUUCUCUCUUCUUAUGAUUAUCGGAUUUAUAUCUUUCGCUUCACAGACCAAUUCAGCAGCGAAUUGGGCUAUUGGAUCGAUGCUCCUCGUCUUUGCCGCUGUUUACGACAGUACCGUCGGCCCAGUGUGUUAUUCACUUGUCUCCGAAAUCUCUUCCACCCGCCUGCGCGCCAAAUCCAUCGUUCUCGCUCGCAACCUGUACAAUAUUGCAGGAAUCGUCGCAAAUAUCCUGACAAACUACCAACUGACCAGCACAGCCUGGAACUGGGGUGCCAAAGCUGCCUUCUUCUGGGCCGGCUGCUGUUUCCUUUGCUUGAUUUGGAUAUUUUUCCGUCUUCCAGAACCGAAAGGAAGGACAUAUGCUGAGUUAGAUAUUCUGUUUGCGCAGGGGGUCUCUGCUCGCAAAUUCAAGUCAACUAAGGUUGACCUUUUUCAUCGUGUUGGUCCGGCUAUUGUUGAGCACGAGGAUGAGAAAGCUCAGGUGGUGCUCAAGGAGAGCUGCUAG